Messenger RNA from Meira miltonrushii, 1380 nucleotides. RefSeq lists its product as uncharacterized. The transcript has a single exon. Gene Ontology annotation, cellular component: mitochondrial inner membrane. The coding region runs from base 63 to 1163 and encodes 366 amino acids. Lineage: Eukaryota; Fungi; Basidiomycota; Exobasidiomycetes; Exobasidiales; Brachybasidiaceae. The record is from RefSeq and is a predicted model, not a curated record.
CAAACAAUCAAAUUCCCACUCUUGACUCUCAUCUUAUAGAUCGCUUCAAGCCAUACGUAAAGAUGAUGUUGCGACCUGGGUUCGUUGCGCUUUCGCGCUCAUUGCAACAAUCCUUUGCCACCACAGCUCGAUCUUCGAAUGGGAUGAUGAAAGGUGCCUCCACACGAUGGUCAUCUUCACUUUCUUCUUCUUCAGCUUUGCGUGCUCCAUUCUUACCAGCAGUUCGAAGCAGUGCAAUCAAGCCAUCUCAACCAUCUCUCACAAGCGUUCGCGGCGUACGUACCUCACCCUUCAGACCAAACAAUAAUGCCAAUUCCGAACGUGGAUUGUCAUUGAGCUUGCCACAUCAAGCAUCUUCUGGUCCAACGAGCUUUUCCCAACCCGGUGGCUGGACUAAAGCUUUGACAAGCGUUGGUAUUAUUGCAGGUGCAGCACUUGCUGCAAAUAUCUUCCUCAACAGACCUACAAGAGACGGACCCAUGGACGAAUUCAGCAGAAGUUACCUCAACCGUACAUUCGGCUAUUUAGCUGGUGGUUUAAGUUUGACUGCUGCGGGUGCAGUCGCCCUUCACCGAACAGGAUUCUCUUAUCGCUUGAUGGCCACAAAUCCAUGGUUGGUACUUGGUGUCGGUCUUGUUGCGUCUAUUGGUGGUAUGAUUGGUGCACAAUCUUUGCCUCCAGGACCAGGCAAGACAGCAUGUUGGUUAUUGUUCAACGCAUCACAAGCAGCCGUUUUGAGCCCUUUGAUGUUCUUCAACCCCGCUUUACUUGCCCGUGCUGGUCUUUACACUGCCGGCGUCAUGGGUAGUAUCUGUUACGUUGGUGCAACUGCUCGUGAUGGUCAAUACUUGUACCUCGGUGGACCUCUGUUGGCGGGACUUGUCGUUGUUGCUUUGUCAUCUGUCGCUCCAAUGAUCUUACCCGCCACUGCCGUUCGUGCAUUGGCCGCUACUGAAGCUUUGAGCUUGUACGGUGGUUUGGCCGUCUUUGGUGGAUUUACGCUUUAUGAUACGCAAGUGAUCUUGAAUCAUGCUCGUAUGGUCCAAGCAGGUGUUAAACGUGAUGACCCACUUGCAGAGUCCAUCAAAUUGGAACUUGACUUUAUCAACAUCUUUGUUCGUAUCGUUCAGAUCCUUGCCAUGCAACAGAACAGAAGGAAGUAAACAAACAAGCAAACAAUGCAAGGCAAACCUUGAUGUAAAACAAUAUAUGCGAAUCGACUUUUAUGUAAUUAAUCUCUGCUGAUCACCACUCAAUAUAAUUUGUAGUAUGGAACCUAACAGAUUGGAUAAGAAGAUAUAAAUUAAGAAUGCAUUUGAUGAAAAAGUUCGUUCAGUAUGUGUACAUAUACAUAAUUUCAAUUGCACAGGACAUAUUGCG